UUUGUUCAUAGCAAUUGAGUUUUGACUCUUUAUUUAUAAUGAAAAAAAUCUAAGCCAUUAUAGUAAUUUCACGCGUUUUUCUCCACCCUUUUUCUCUUUCCACGCCGCACUGUGUUUGUUUUUAUUUAUUUAUUUAGAGAGAGAAAAUAUGAGUUUUUAAUUUAUUCCCCAUCUUUCCUCCCCUUUCUCUCCUCUGUUUUGAUGUUUAUCUUCUCCUCGAUCCCUUUUUUCGAGUUUCUGUUGGGAGAGAUUGGAUUAAAGAGAAACCCCCCUUUUGUCCUCUCCCUGAAAAUAUAAUUUCUGCUGGUGUCAUCUCCGUCUCUUGAUUUUUUUAGAGCUAAAUUCCCCCUCAAAAGAAAACCAUAAAUAGGGCUCAUGAGCGAAACAGAAAAAUUAAUAGCUUGUAAAACGUACUGCGAGAGAUCGUCUUCGUAGGAUAUCUGGGCAGCGACUGUUUUUCUCGAAAUGGCGGGAAGUAAUGAGCUGAACGUCAGUGAGUCUAAGAGUGUUGUCCCUCUCAACACAUGGAUCCUCAUAUCCAACUUCAAGCUCGCCUACAACAUGCUCCGUCGGCCAGACGGCACUUUCAACCGCGACCUCAACGAAUUCCUCGACCGCAAAGUCCCUUCCAACGCAAACCCCGUCGACGGCAUCUACUCCUUCGACGUCAUCCUCGACCGCACCACAAACCUCCUCAACCGCGUCUACAUGCCCUCCUCCGAACCCCGCCACGUCAGCAUCCUCGAGCCCGACACCCCUCUCAGCUCCUCCGAAAUCGUCCCCGUCGUCAUCUUCUUCCACGGGGGCAGUUUCGUCCAUUCCUCCGCAAACAGCGCCAUUUACGACACCUUCUGCCGCCGCCUCGCCGCCACUCUCCGCGCGGCGGUCGUCUCCGUCGACUACCGCCGCUCGCCAGAGCACCGGUUUCCGUGUGCGUACGACGACGGUUGGGCCUCUCUCAUGUGGGCCCGAUCAAGGUCGUGGUUGAAGAGCGGUGAAGAAGGUAAUCACAAAGUUCAUGUCUAUCUGGCGGGCGACAGCUCGGGAGGAAAUAUUGCUCAUCAUGUCGCGGUUCGUGCGGCGAACGAGAAUGUCGAGGUGCUCGGGAGCAUUCUUUUGCACCCGUUGUUUGGAGGGGAAGAAAGGACGGAAUCGGAAAAGAGGCUUGACGGGAAGUAUUUCGUGAGGAUUCAGGAUCGGGAUUGGUAUUGGCGUGCGUAUUUGCCGGAAGGGGAGGAUAGGGAUCACCCGGCUUGUAAUGUGUUUGGGCCGAGGGGUCGGGCCUUAGACGGGCUGAAUUUUCCCAAGAGUCUUGUGGUGGUGGCUGGGUUGGAUUUAUUGCAGGAUUGGCAGCUGGGGUAUGUGGAGGGGUUGAGGAAGUAUGGGCAUGAGGUGAAGCUGCUUUAUUUGGAGAAGGCGAGUAUCGGGUUUUAUUUCCUGCCGAAUAAUGAUCAUUUUCCGGCGUUGAUGGACGAGAUGAAAAGGUUUGUUCGGCCCGAUUGCUGAUUUGUGUGNCUUUUUUUUUUUCUUGUUGUUUUAGUGCUAAUGCUAUGUAGAAAAAAGUUUACUUAUGUUGUUGGGUUUGGUUGCUUCUGUUAGUCUGUGGUGGUUGGUAUGAUGGUUUACUUAUAGCGGUUAUUUAUUUCUAUGUUGGGAAGAUUCUGGUCAG
Striga asiatica is the source of this 1669-nucleotide messenger RNA. The record is from the annotation of a GenBank genome assembly. NCBI's taxonomy places the organism in Eukaryota, Viridiplantae, Streptophyta, Magnoliopsida, Lamiales, Orobanchaceae.